Messenger RNA from Camelus dromedarius (Arabian camel), 1957 nucleotides. It is a transcript of the gene VRK2, whose product is annotated as VRK serine/threonine kinase 2. Gene Ontology annotation, molecular function: ATP binding; protein serine/threonine kinase activity. Gene Ontology annotation, cellular component: nucleus; cytoplasm. The transcript is spliced from 14 exons. NCBI's taxonomy places the organism in Eukaryota, Metazoa, Chordata, Mammalia, Artiodactyla, Camelidae. Gene Ontology annotation, biological process: peptidyl-serine phosphorylation; signal transduction. The coding region runs from base 335 to 1924 and encodes 529 amino acids. The record is from RefSeq and is a predicted model, not a curated record.
CCGGCCCAGUGAAGGCCCGGGAGGCAGCGCGCGCGGCCUGGCGGCCGGGACGCCGAGGGUCUGGUCAGCCUUCUCUCGCUCCCGAGCCCCGGGCGUCGCGGCGGGCCUCCGCACUUCCUCGCCCGGCUCUCCGCCUGCCCGGCCCUCGCGGCGCCCCAAGCCCGGGGAGGAGCUGCCGUCGGAGACAGACGCCCGGGCCUCCGGGCAGCGCCCCAGCCCCCCGCCGGCGGGGUCCAGUCUUCCGCGGUUGGGUCUGACUUUUUCCUAACUCGGAGCGAGAGCCCGGCGCCCCUUUGCCUCGCGUUCUCCCGAAGCGCCGGGCGGAGGAGAAGUGAUGCCACCAAGAAAAAAUGAGAAAUACAAGCUUCCUGUUCCACUUCCAGAAGGCCAGGUUCUAGAUGAUACUGAAGGAAAACAGUGGAUACUGGGCAAGAUGAUUGGCUCUGGAGGAUUUGGUUUGAUAUAUUUAGCUUUCCCCACAAAUAAACCAGAUAAAGAUGCAAGACAUGUAAUAAAAGUGGAAUAUCAAGAAAAUGGCCCAUUAUUUUCAGAACUUAAAUUUUAUCAAAGAGCAGCAAAAAAAGACUCUAUCAAAAAAUGGAUAGCACUCAAACAACUUGAUUAUUUGGGAAUUCCUCUGUUUUAUGGAUCUGGUAUUACUGAAUUCAAGGGAAGAAGUUACAGAUUUAUGGUAAUGGAAAGACUAGGAAUAGAUUUGCAGAAGAUCUCAGACCAGAAUGGUACUUUUAAAAAGUCAACUGUCCUGCAGCUAGGUAUCCGAAUGUUGGAUGUACUGGAAUAUAUACAUGAAAAUGAAUAUGUUCAUGGUGAUAUAAAAGCAGCAAACCUACUUUUGGGUUAUAGAAAUCCAGAUCGGGUUUAUCUUGCAGAUUAUGGACUUUCCUACAGAUACUGUCCCAGUGGGAACCACAAGCAGUAUCAGGAAAAUCCGAGGAAAGGCCAUAAUGGGACAAUAGAGUUUACCAGCUUGGAUGCCCACAAGGGAGUAGCCCUGUCCAGACGAAGUGACCUUGAAAUCCUCGGCUACUGCCUGCUGCGGUGGUUAUGUGGGAAACUGCCCUGGGAACGGAACCUGAAGGACCCUGUGGCUGUCCAGACUGCUAAAACAAAUCUGCUGGAUGAGCUCCCUGAGUCAGUGCUUAAAUGGGCUCCUUCCGGAAGCAGUGAAAUAGCGCAGUAUUUGCUGUGUGCUCGUGAUUUAGCAUACGAUGAAAAGCCAAACUAUCAAAUGCUCAGGAAAAUUCUGAAUCCAGAUGGAAUGCCAUUAGGACCACUGGAGUUUUCCACUAAAGAAGAGAGCUUAAAUAUGCCUGCUCCAAACAAUCCAAAGGUUGAUUCACGAAAGGCUACAACAAAGCAAGUCAAUCAGAUGCAAAAUAGGUUAAUAGGAAAACAAGGCCCCAGUGAGAGAAGUGCCGAGUCCUGCGCAGCGCGGAGAAGAGUUCAGGGAGAGGAGGAGCCUUCGGGGCUGCCCAGCCGUGACCCGCCGCAGAUUGUAAAUUAUUUAAGAAAUGGCCUACUUACUGGUUUCAAAGAACCAGUCAAAUUAACCAGAUUUGGUUGUUUGAUGUUGGAAAGCACAAGGAGAAGACAAAAAUACUGUGAGUCUCAAGAAUGUCUGAAUGCAGUAAAAAAUUCUCCACAAAUAUCCAGCUGUGUACAACUCCCAAAUUCAUUUUAUGAACCCCAUCAAUAUUUUACCAGUCCAGAUAUGUUCAGUAAGUCAAGAUCUCCAUCUUGGUACACAGACGCUUCUACAACUGAUAUGGAGGUCACAGAAUUAGAAAGUUCUACAGGACUCUGGCAUACUCUUAGUGAAGAGACAAAAUCAGAUGUAUAUUAUUAUGGCAUCACCAUUGUUUUUCUUUUCAUAUUAGUAUGUCUUGCUUUAUACUUUCUCUGAAGAUAUCAAAUAAAAUCCUUUUUAAGGUUUCCA